UCCGGAGCCUCGGGGAGUCGGCUCAAGAUCGCUUCUCUUUGAUAAGGUCCUCGAAGCGAUCUGGGAAAAGCCAACUGAAAGCUGAAAAGAGGGAACAAAACAAACGGGACUGGCUUGUGAAUUUGUUUUAGACUCUUUCAUGUACCAUGUGUCAGCAAGUCGUCAACGCUUUGGUUUUUUUAAGAGUAGAAAAGGAGGAGUAGUUUUAUGCAGCUUCCAGGACCCGGCAGUCGGCUCCUUACUUUGAAGUGCGCUGCUCCAGCCUCCCGGUUCAGUCAGUGUUGAGUCGCCCACAGGAGAGAGGCACGGAGCGGCAUGGCAGCGUGAAACCACCGCGAGGACACCAGGAGAAGUGGUUUUUUUACGUCUCCAGAACAUUUUCUUCUCCGGACCGUGUACGGACGAAGAGUGUGGAAUACUUUUUUUGUUUCUCUGUGUGGAUAAGAGACUCCGGAGCGAACUUGUGGAUCGAUGAGAGAAGAAGGGCUGCCAGAGAGGAGCUCCCCCGCUGACAUAAGAGAGUGAGGAGAUAACUGUUGGAGCUCAGAGGAGGCGAACAACACACAGGCUGCUGUCUUCAGAGCCAUGAGCCGUGCUCUUAUGGACCACAUCUCCAGCAGUUUCCGAGAAGAUGCGCCUCGACCCCCGGUGCCUGGGGAGGAGGGCGAGGCGCCCUGCUACCCUGGCAAACUGUCCAUGAUGAAACCUUUGGAAACCCCCAAAUCGGUUCCUCCAUGUUCUCCUGGCUCUUCUACGAGGAGAAACGAGGAUGGACUUGGGGAACCAGAGGGGAGCGCUUCUCCAGAUUCGCCGCUCUCACGGUGGACCAAGUCCUUGCAUUCUCUCCUCGGGGAUCAGGAUGGUGCUCUUCUUUUUAGGACAUUCCUGGAUCAGGAGAAAUGCGUGGACAGCUUAGACUUUUGGUUUGCCUGCAAUGGCUUCAGGCAAAUGGACCUCAAGGAUACCAAAACGCAGAGAGUUGCCAAAGCAAUCUACAAACGCUACAUUGAAAACAACAGCAUUGUCGCCAAACAGCUCAAGCCAGCCACAAAAACCUUCAUUCGGGAUAACAUCAAGAAGCAGAACAUUGACUCUGCCAUGUUCGACCAAGCACAGACCGAGAUCCAAACCAACAUGGAGGAGAACACGUACCGAAUGUUUCUCACCUCUGACAUUUACCUGGAGUACGUUCGGACCGGAGGAGAGAACCCAACUCAUGUUAGCUCUAAUGGGUUGGCUGAACUUAAAGUUGUUUGUGGAUAUUUACCAACGCUCAACGAAGAAGAAGAGUGGAGUUGUGAUAUCAAAGGCAAGGCUGGGCUGUCUGCAAAGAGUCUGGGGGGCGCCAUGUCUCUGAGAGCUGUAGAAGUCAUGGACAGGGCUUACAGAUCCUACAAGCGAGGCGAGUCAGUCAACGCCUGCCAGGUGGGCUCUUGUGCCCCCGUCAGCAGCACCAACGACAGCGAGGUGUCCAGUGACGCGCUGACCGAUGACACCAUGUCCUUGACAGACAGCAGUGUAGAUGGCAUCCCUCCAUACAAGCUGGGCUCCAAGAAACAUUUACAGAGAGAAAUGCAGCGUAACAUCAGGAUGAACAGCCAAGUCUCCCUGCCCGCCUUCCAUCGCACACGCUGUCCACCAAAGGAGGUUGUUCCGGUGGAGCCCGCCAAGUUUGCAGCAGAGCUGAUAUCUCGCCUGGAGAGAGUGAAGAGGGAGCGGGACAAGAUGACAGACGAAAAACUCCAGCAGAUUCAGGAGGAGGAGGAACGGGAAGACGCAGAGAUCUUGGGAAGCGCCUCCCAGCUCUCGCCACACCCUCUGUCGCUCUUCUCUGGCUCCAUGGACGAAGAUCCACAGGCCAUCCUAGAUGAGCACCUCUCACGAGUUCUGAAGACGCCUGGCUGCCAGUCCCCGGCCAUUGUUUGCCACUCACCUCGCUCCAGCUCCCCAGAAGAUCGGCCCCUGACUCGGGCAGGUUUCGGAAUCAAGGCCUUGAUGCGGUCUGGGCCUUCGAGCUCCCCUGAUCAAGGAGCCUUUACACUGACUUUAGGACCCAGCGUGACCCUUGUGAGCAGGCAAAGCACCAAACAUAUCCACCACCACUACAUCCACCAUCAUUCCAGUCCCAAGAGCAAGGAGCAGAUCGAAAGAGAAGCCGCUCUCAGGGUCCGGGGUUUGUGCACUGGCGGUGGGGAGUGUCAACCCUGCCAGCCUUUCCAUCGGAGCCGCAGCCUCGGCAGAGAAAUGUGUGGCGCUGUUUCAACAGAUAACAACAUUGGGCGUUCCAGCUCCCUGUCAAGGCGUGUUUGCCGUUCUGGCGCGGAGGACGGCGCGGACAGGUGCGAGGACUGUGGACCAGUACAGCUUCCCAGUGACAAAACGGACCCCACCCAGAAUGUGCUGCAGUGGAUCCUGGAGAGCAAAAGACAGAGCAGACACAAGUCUAACGGUACUCAAAGUGGCAAAAGAACCUUCGGAAUAUCUUCCAAUCAAACCCACACUUGGGGCGGCGGCGGCAACUGUGGCCAUCUUCGCAACCACCAACCUGCACAGCCCUUCAUCCAAGACCCCGCCAUGCCACCCCUGCCUCCUCCCAACACCCUGGCCCAGCUGGAGGAGGCCUGUCGCCGGCUAGAGGAGGUUUCCACCAAGACCACUAAGCCAAGGCAUUCAGUGUCAAGCAAUCCGCGAGAAAAGAGCCACCCAGUGUCUCUGGCCAAUGCUAGAGACAGUCCAGCAGGCCUCCCAACCAGCCCCAGUCUCCACUCAGAAGAGAUCGAAUGUAAAAAUGGUACAGCGAGCGGUGAGACGGUAGUGACAUACUUCUUCUGUGGCGAGGAGAUCCCUUAUCGGAGAAUGAUGAAGAGUCACAGCCUCACACUCGGACACUUUAAGGAGCAGCUGCGCAAGAAGGGCAACUACAGGUACUAUUUCAAGAAGGCCAGCGAUGAGUUUGAAUGCGGCGCCGUGUUCGAGGAGAUGUCGGACGACUCCUCCCUGCUGCCCACCUACGAGGGAAAAAUCCUGGGGAAGGUGGAGCGGAUGGAUUGAGACCCCGCCCCUCCCCGGACUUGCUAAAGGACGUUUCACCACUACAGAUGGAUGUACCGCUUCACAUGCACACAGCACGAGUGCCGCGUCCGAGGACUGGUCGAACUGGAUCAGGAUGCAAAGACUGAAUGUUGAGGUGGAGGAGGAGUGAAGGCCUGCGCUGCCCUCGCUCGUACAUUGUGUUGUGAUUAUUUGAGUGUAAAGAUCUCUAUUGCUAUUUAUUGAAACUAUCCCAACUCUAAUUCUCUUAUGGAAUCGCUGCUUGAAAAAAAAUCUAUUGUGAGUCUGUUUCACCUCUCCAACCAUCCCGUCUGCUCCAAGGGUCCCAGGUCAUGCGCCGAAAAAGCAAUGGAAAUGCCAUUAAUGUUUGUCCAGCCUUGAUCUGUGGCGUCUUAGUGCCUUUGUUUCAGCGGCGCAGGCAUGGCACAAACUGCCGACCUGUUCACGAAGAAGAAGCCGCCCUCCAGUCCACACCGAUGUGUUUACGUCCAUAUAGAACCAUGUGCUCCCCGAUGUGACGAGAAGAUGAUGCUCACGCGCUACGCCUCGCUGCGUUUCAAUUGAGUACAGUAACUACAUGGAUUCUUGCCGUGUUUUACCCCGUUUUAAGGGUCUGUUUACUCCCUUGGUUUUCACAAGGGGCCUUACGUUGAAGAUAUUUUUAUGCAUUUUAGUAUCAUGCUGUUUAUGUUUUAUAAUAUUUUAUCAUGGCUUCCUCAGCUCCACUUGUAAAUUAUGCGUUCUAUAGAGCUCAGUUAAAAAAAGACGCCUCGGUACUUUAAUUAUUGUAAUUAUGAAAAGA
This is a messenger RNA of Synchiropus splendidus (mandarinfish), 3853 nucleotides long. Its product is annotated as axin-2-like. Lineage: Eukaryota; Metazoa; Chordata; Actinopteri; Syngnathiformes; Callionymidae. The record is from RefSeq and is a predicted model, not a curated record. Gene Ontology annotation, biological process: negative regulation of canonical Wnt signaling pathway. The transcript has 11 exons. Bases 586 to 3051 code for a protein of 821 amino acids.